Messenger RNA from Scatophagus argus, 4451 nucleotides. It is a transcript of the gene lrrtm1, whose product is annotated as leucine rich repeat transmembrane neuronal 1. Bases 1181 to 2758 code for a protein of 525 amino acids. Lineage: Eukaryota; Metazoa; Chordata; Actinopteri; Scatophagidae. Gene Ontology annotation, molecular function: protein binding. The record is from RefSeq and is a predicted model, not a curated record. The transcript has a single exon.
GAAAGAGAGCGAGCACUCUGAAUUGUGAGUGGCUUACGACACUCAGUGAACAGAAGGUGCUUCUGCAUGCGCUGUCAGUAUACUGCUCUGCUGCAAGGGAUUGCGCGCUCGUUUGCUUCCCACAUUUACCGCCCCUGCCUGCCUACCAGCACCAGCCUUCAGCAGCCUCUUCCAGCUGGCUGAGAAAACACCCGGAGAGCAAGGGAGUGGACGAAAACUACAAGCCACAGGAGAUGCAAGCGGCUUCUUAACCGAGAUGAGCCACUGAGAUGACACGGAAUACUGUUAUACAAGAAAACAGUGAACAGGGCUCACCUCUUUGAAUCCUUUUUUCUCUCUCUCUCUCUCUCUCUCUCGCAUCCGUCACUGAAUGCAUGAUUACCCGCUUGAAUGGAUUUAAGCCUUACAAGUCAGUGAUUGCUUACAGAGAUGGACGAUAAUGUGUGUUGACAGAUCUGAUGAAACUUAUGCAGGAAGGGGAGGAGAAAAGAGCAAGACAGAUAUUUAAAAAGAUUUUCUUUCUUGGUCCUUUUUUCUUUCUUGUUUGUCUCUUCUCCCCUAUGAUCAUUGCAGCAGAGGACUGCGGAGGAGCAAAAGAGACAGAGCUCAUGCAUGCAGACAGGGGAACUUGCACUUCCUACCAUCUCGCUGAAAGCUACUUGGAUUCCUUCUCUUUCUGGCUCUUUCACUUGAGGAGAACUAAGACAUUGUAAGCCUGCCAAGGAUCUGGUGCCCACUGAAAAGAGAGAAGGGAGGGAGGGGGGAAUUUGUACCACAGUGGGGUCUUUUUUAGAUUCGCACAUAAUUAGUGUUGGGGCACAAAUCAGGACGCUGAAUGGAGAUUGUCAGCUUUUGGAUAGGGGUGAGUAGGAAUCUUUUCAAAUAAUAUCGAUCAGUGAGGACAAUUAUAUUUUAUUUUUUUGCCAUCCCUUCUACUCUCCACCCACUGCUUGAUAUCUAACAUAAGCAAAGAGACUUGCCCUUUAUCUUUUGCAUUUUUGUCAAGGACUCCUUUGGCUGACAAAGUAAUACCACUAUAAUCGCUGUCUACAGAUAAAAUACCAAAACGGGAAGAAACACAUUCAAUUAAAUAUGAUGCGAUAAAUAUGAUGUGAUAAAUGCAAAAAUAAUAUCCAGAGUGGUUCAAUGGACAUUUUCUCAGUGGCAUCCCUGGAUAUUUAUGCUAAUGGAUUUCCUUCUAAUUGGACUGUACUUAAAGUGGCCACAGAAGAAGCCCCCUGGGUUGAUACUGUGUUUGUUGGGUAUUUUUCUAAGAACGGUUCCCUUGGUAGAGGGGGUUUGUCCAAGGCUGUGCCGCUGCGACAGCAAGCUGCUGUACUGCGAGGGGCUCAACCUCACAGACAUUCCCCGCAAUCUGAGCAGCGCCAUGGGCCUGUCCAUGAGAGAAAACAACUUGACCGAGCUGCGUGAAGGCCAACUGGCUGGUCUGUCACAGCUCACCUGGCUCUACCUAGACCACAACAACAUUGACAUUGUAGAGGAGGGUGCAUUUGACAGGCUAAGACGGGUCAAGGAGUUGGACCUCAGCAGCAACCGGAUUGAGAGUCUGCCAAAUGGUACCUUUAGGCCCCUCCCAAACCUGCGUAUCCUGGACCUCUCAUACAACAGACUGCAAGCCCUAGAGCCUGACCUCUUUCAUGGCCUUAGAAAGCUCACCAAUUUGCAUUUGCGCUACAAUGCUCUCAAAUUUGUGCCAGUGCGGAUUUUUCAAGACUGCCGGAGCAUGCAGUUUCUGGACUUGGGAUACAACCAACUGCAGAGCCUGGCACGAAACUCCUUUGCUGGCCUCUUCAAGUUGACUGAGUUGCAUCUUGAGCACAAUGAGUUAGUUAAAGUCAACCUAGCCCACUUCCCUCGCCUCAUCUCUUUACGUACUCUGUACAUGCACAACAAUCGUGCCACGAUUGUUGUCAAUACUCUGGACUGGACAUGGCAUUUUUUAGAGAAGAUUGACCUUUCAGCCAAUGAAAUUGAGUACAUUGAACCACAUGUUUUUGAGAGCGCACCCAACCUUAAGGUGCUGAUGUUAGACUCCAAUCGGUUGGCCUCUGUGGACCAGCGUAUCCUGGAUUCGUGGUCAUCUCUGGAAAGCAUUACCCUGGCAGGGAAUGACUGGGAGUGCAGUCGCAAUGUGUGUGCCUUGGCCUCUUGGCUGAGUGCCUUCCGAGGCCAGCGUGACAAUUCCCUGCUGUGUUCAAGCCCUGACACCGCACAGGGUGAGGAUGUGUUGGAUGCUGUUUACGCUUUUCAGCUUUGUGAGGAUCCCCCAAUGGAGGUAACUACAGCAGGCCUGUACGCCUCUACAAGGGAUCUGGCCCAGGGUGGCUCUGUUUUCCUGGGCCCAUUUACUCCCAACCCUUAUGAGGGUGAGGGUAGUGAAGUGGUAACCAGUUCUUUCACUGUCACAGUGGGCCAUGAUGACACUGAGAGCACCAUGCAGAUCCACAAGGUGGUGACUGGAACCAUGGCACUCAUCUUUUCCUUUCUCAUCAUAGUGCUCAUGCUGUAUGUGGCAUGGAAGUGCUUUCCAGCUGGAAUAAGACAACUGAGGCAGUGCUUUAGCAGUCAGCGCCGUAAGCAGAAGCAAAAGCAAAGCAUGCAGCAGAUGGCUGCAAUUUCUACACCAGAGUACUAUGUUGACUAUAAACCUAACCACAUUGAAGGAGCUCUGGUAAUCAUCAAUGAAUAUGGCUCCUGCACAUGCCAACAGCAACCUUCUCGGGAAUGUGAGGUGUGACCCUGCUUUGUGAGUACGUCUUUACCUGUGAUUAUCUGGAUAUACAGUAAAUCCCUUUUUUGGAUACACUGGGGAGGGGAAACAUUGCGGGACAGAAGGAAUAAAGGGAUCUUUUGGACACUUUACACAGCUUCUCACUGUGAUGUAAUAGGAAUGUCCCUAAUGCGGCUGACUAUUUCGUGGUGGAUUUACUGCUACUGCUAUCUUCUGCUGAUUUGAGGCCCCUGACUCUUGGACCUGUUGAUACUCUACAGAAACACGGAAAGGAAUACAUUAUGGGCACUGAGGCUUUUCUCUCAUGGGUGGAUAUUUGAGCUUUAAUGUGUCUUUCUACUUGAGGACAUUUAAUUAUUGUUUAAAAACAAACUGGGGACACAGAAAAGAAGAAAAAAAGAAAAAAAAAUGAAAACCAUUUGUAUUAUGGUAAACACAAUAUUUGACAAGCAUUUAAAAUAUUAAAAAAAAAAUACAUGUUUAAGUUCGUUAAAAAUGUAAAAAUGUUAAAAGAAGUCUGUGUAAAAUAUGUUAAAAGAAGAAGUGCAAGUGUGGACAAAAUGAUACAAGAUAAUCUAUUUCUUUUGUAAACUAAAAAAAUGUUUAAAUAAAUGAAUUGCUAUACGGUAAACUCAUUUGUAUGUGAGAAGCUGUCAGAAAGGAUGAAUGAUAAUAGACACACUCUGUGCUCGUGGACUGGAGAGCUACAUCUCUGCAGUGUAUCGAACCAAAAAAAAAGAAAUAAAGAAAUAAAAUGAAAUACAAAAAAUAAAAUAAAUAAAUACAUAAAUAAAAGGGGCAGGGGGAUAUUGGCAUCUCAUCUCUAAUGUUAAAUCCAUGGUCUGAAUUUUAGAUCUCUGUUUGAACUUUCAUAUUUGUUGUUCUAUCAUUCACUGUACUGGCUCGCUGUGUAGUUUCUUUCCUCCUUCCCAUUGCCUAUCUGCGAAUAGUUUCAAAUGAUCUAUUGCAUUUUAAUCAAUCAUCGUAUUUUCACAUUAUUAUAUCACUAUUUGUGUACCAUCCAAGUAAAGAAAGCAGAGUGUCGAAGAUCUAAAGCUAUGCCUCUCAUUGCCUCUCACUCUUUGGCUCUCACAGAGGAGCGAUGCCUCCUUUCACUGAAUCAAGCACACUAAAGACAACAAUCAUUGAAUCCAUGCAUACUUAACUGAAAAUACAAUGUCACAUUGUAUCAGAAUCAUUGAAAUUAUCCAGCAGCUUAAAGGAAGAUUUGCACAUACAAUAUUCUUCACUGUGUUUUCAUGUGAUGUACAAUGUUUGUUGAAUACAAGGCCAUUUUGAGGUGUGUGUAUAUAUCUUUCUUCCUCUGGUGUUCAUUGUGUAAAUUAGUGCACUGACAGAUGUUAUGUGUCCUGGGUCCUGUGACAUGAACAGUGCUGUGUGAGGGCGGGUGCCGGGGCAGUGACAGGGAGAUGGAGCAUCACAACGACUACAGAAAGAGGGAACAGACUGCUCUCUAGUGUGCAUAUUCUCAUACUGUGGCUGCAUUUUACCUAUUGUGCACCAUACUCUGCAAAGCCCCACAGCAGAGGCAACAUCAGUAUGGCAAAUUUGCAGCAGCUUUUCUGAAAAAAAAAAAAAACUGCAUCAAUCAAUUUGCAUCAUUUUUGUGUUAUUUUGCGAUAAAUUAAGAUAAUGUUUACAACUUGUAAGUCAGCAGGAAUAAAAAUGUUUUAAGAAA